Aplysia californica (California sea hare) is the source of this 2107-nucleotide messenger RNA. RefSeq names its product tumor protein 63. NCBI's taxonomy places the organism in Eukaryota, Metazoa, Mollusca, Gastropoda, Aplysiida, Aplysiidae. The record is from RefSeq and is a predicted model, not a curated record. Gene Ontology annotation, molecular function: RNA polymerase II cis-regulatory region sequence-specific DNA binding; protein binding; DNA-binding transcription factor activity, RNA polymerase II-specific. Gene Ontology annotation, biological process: apoptotic process; protein tetramerization; regulation of transcription by RNA polymerase II. Gene Ontology annotation, cellular component: nucleus.
UUUUUUUUUUUACAACGGCCCGCGUUCAUAAAAUUGAAAAGACGGGAGAACAAUAUGCGACAUACGAAAGCGCGGUGAACGGUAGAUUGCGUCGCUUUCAGGACAAUGACGGAAACCCUUGUGGCAAAACCCUUAUCUGUACAGCUGGAUUCUUAUGUAUCCAGUUCAUCUUUGGGCACAGAAAUCUUCCUUCGGAGCGCGUUUUUAUUUAGUGUGUUUGCGUAUAUAUGUGUAUGUGGCAUUCUCUAACGCUCUUUUUCUUCUUUUUGAAAGGGUAGGGUAGGAGAUAGAAAAUACACAUGUAUGUAUUUCACGAAGCGUGUCCUUCUUCUCAGGGCGUCUCAAGCCGUGACGUCGUAAACUUGUAGGGGAACAAACAAAAAAAUUGAAACAUUUUUAAACGGAGAGUCAAGCAAAAGCAGUCGGUCGCCUCGCCCAACAAAUACAUAAGACUUCUAGAUCUGCAUGAAGACUCGUGUGUCGUUCACAAGGGAAACUUUCCAAACCUCCAGGCAGGAGGGGCACCCACCCACCACACGACAGAGCCGAGUGAUCGUCAGUCAAUCCAUCCAUCCGUUGAUAAUUCGCCCAACAACAAGUGCGUGAUUGAUUCCACGGGCAUCCAGAUCAACAGGAGCUGUGCUGUUCUUUCUUCACGGAGACCCUUCCCCCAUCGCUAGAUUACCUACCUGCUGCAUGAUUCGGGAGUUCUGAGGUUCAAUUCCUGUUCGUGUACGUGCGACUAUAAUUGUGAGUAGUUUACUUUGAAGCUACCUUUAUUAAUUUGUCUUAAGACAUAACGCUCUGACGUUUUAAAGAUUCCACGGACAUCUAGAUCAGUGGCUGUUCUUUCACUGAGACCCCCCCCCCUCCCCCCCUCUACCCAUGCUAAAUCAUCGACGGCUGUGAACUCUUUUGGGAGGAAGAAAAACAAAACAAACAAACAGCAGAAACAAAACAACUUCAUGUGCCUGCUACAGGUUUCGUAGACAGCCUGCAUCGUGAUUCUAUAAGCGUGAUGUUCAAGUUCGUGUCCUAAUUAUUCGAUUACAACGACUUUUUACGUGAGGUGAACUCACUUUCGGUUGUGAGAUCGAGUGUAUCGAUGAUACCAACAGUGUUUGAUCUCGUGAAAAAUAAAAACAACGAACCAAUUGAGAGGCGUGGAACCGUGGAGAAGCACCACAGACAGAAGCACCACUGUUGAUGACCGCCUCUACCAGACUGAAGAAAAUGCUCCGCUGAUCCGAGUCGAGGCAUACAAGCCAACGAAAGGGUCCACUGACCGAAGUUCUCCCAGCUCUAUCAUUGGUCCCCCCCCCAACAGACAAACAGCUUUAAAAGCCCUAUAUUCUCCACAAUGGAAGCCUUUGCUAUCAACCAAUCACCAGCAAAUGCAAGCUUCCACCAAACAUCGGCAAUAGCCAAUCAACAAGCUCGUAACAUGAUGACAACAAAUUACGCCCAUGCCGUCCCCACCGCUGUCAUAUCUCCGCCUCAGGGGGCGUUGGCCUUUACUCAAGUCCCGCCCACUCAGAACGUGUCACCCUGUGCCGCUCUGCCAGCCCCGCCUUUGGACACGCCCCCUUCCAGUCAAAACAGGGCACAAGCAUUGGCAGCAGUCACAACCACGUCUGAAUCGACCAAUCAGAUCUCCCAAUCCCAACAACAGCGCAGCAUACAGCAGGCUCCCCUUGCCUUUUCUCACACUGCCGUCAAUCAGGGAAUGAAGCCCCUCCCACCUGCAAUACUGCCCCGCCCACUGGCUCCAGCAGCUAUUGACAGUAGAGAUGGUAACCUUUCUACACUUCGCCAGACUCGCAGUAUGCAAAUGACAACAGUGAACCUCAACCCUGGAUGCAUGUAUGGGAAAGUGAACAUACCUUUCCCAAUGUCUCAGCUGUCGACGGGCAGCUCGGCCAGUGCGCCGCUGUCUCAGGAUACAUUUCAGCAGUUGUGGACUUAUCUCAAGGGCUUUGAUUCAAAUGAUUUCGCCCAUGUUCAGACAAGGGAUGAAUUCAAGUUUGCUGAGGAUGAUGAAGAGGAAAGCACAAUGCUGGAAGUGGAGAAGUUCCAGAUUAAAGGGAACUCGGAUCCUCUAGACUUU